UUUGUAAAGGCAGUUUGUCAUUUGUGUCUAAAGUGUACAGUCUUAUUCGUUUUGCAUUUCGGUGUUUUAUGUUCUCUGUACCGAUGCCGCCCGGGAUCUUGUGGUUGUGAUUGCGGUUUUGAAAAUCGUGAAAACGUUUCUGAUCUCAUCUGAGUCUGACUGGGAUCCCCGGAACCAAGAUGGCGCGUCAUCACCCAGCUGUUAAUGUCGCCACAAUAACUGAAGAGGACGUGGUCGAGGAAGAGAUUGGGGAAGAUGGCAUGGUGGAAGUGGUCGCUGUCCGUGAGAGGCAGAGGCCGGGAGAAGAAAGGAGAAGAUCCUCGGACCCUCCCGACGGCGGCGCUGACGAGAGGCGGUCCAGCGUGGUCAUACUCGAGCGCCCCAACAGCCUGGUGGAGAAAGACGUGGAAGACGCCUCCAUCAACACCUCCCUCUUGAGUGCCCUGAUCCUCGCCUCCAGCGCCGGCUCCUCCUCGAGUGCCUCCUUGAGACGCUCCUCCUCCACCUCCUCCGUCUGCUCCGCCACGUCGUCCUCGGAGAAGCAGAGCUCGAGUCCCAAGUCGAAGAGGACGGCCUCCAGGACGGCUGGGAGGGCCAUGGGCUAUACGAUGAACCUUUCGGGCAAGUUCGUCACGGAAUUGACCCUGUUUGACCCCAGCGAAGGCCCGGUCAGGACCUCCCACAUUAACCUGGGCGUUUUCUUAGCCACCGACCAGGCCAUGGGGGACCAUUCUAUUUACAAGGUGUCGCCCGUUUCACCUCUGGCUCUGCUCAAAAUUAAGACGCAAGACAGACUCAUCCGCCUCAACGACAUGCCCGUGGAAGGCUGGUCUCACAGCAGCGUCAUCGACUUCGUCAGGAACCUUACCCUUUCCGACAACGUUACCUCACCGCCCUCACCCACUGCCCCUGCGCCCGCGUGCACACCCGCGCCCGCGACGAAAGGAGGAAGAGGAAGAGGGAAAAUAGGAGGAGGAGUAGCAGGAGGAGGAGCAAUAGGAGGAGGAGCGAUAGGAGGAGCAGGAGGAGGAGGAGCGAUAGGAGGGAAAUUGUCAAACGACCCGGGGAUACUUGUGCCGUUUUCUCUGGAAUACCGCCGGGUAGGGAAGACAGUGCGUUCCAACGACGAGGCGCCCACCAGCAAGCGGGUCGAAGCCUUGCUCAGAGUCCGACGAAAGAGAGCCACAAUAGAUUCGGUCAAGGAAUCCGAAGUCAGAGUCAGGCACGAAAACGAACACGUCAUGAGGCUGAGACUGAAACAUGACCUUCCUCUCUAUGUCAAGGUCACCACGAGGCCGAAUGGGGUCAUGGACUUAGAGACAGGGGAGACGGAUGCUCAUAACGAAACAGUAUGCUUCACGCUCCACCUGUUCACGCCCUCUCCUGCCUAUGCUGAGGGCGGGCAAGUCGUGGUGUUGGAGACGGGCAAUGCAGGGGGAGUUGUCUAUGCUAAUUCCCCUGCAAGCGUUGGCAUAUUGCAAGGCACAACUGUCCUAGUUUCGGCACAUACCCAGGUGGACAUCAAGUUCUUCCUGAUGCGUAGCGCUGUGGGCAGCCCUUUCGUCUCUUUGAAAAACCUGCUUACUGGUAACUACUUGUCAGCUAGUUUAGAGGGCUUGAAGCUAGUUCGACCUGACAACAAUAAGCUGCUGCCAGACUCCUGUUUAUUUCAAAUCCACAACUGCCAGCACUAGAUUUUAUUUCCUGUGUGCUAAAAGAUGCCAAUAAAAUACAUGUUUGUAUAUGUACGAGAGGAUAUGUUAGUUACCAUGCCUUCAUAAACGUUUUGUUUGCAGUGUGAGUUGAUUCUUGCCGAUGUGGUAUUGCAUAAGAUUUGAUCUUGAAUAAAUGGUUUAUUUCA
Messenger RNA from Penaeus chinensis, 1861 nucleotides. RefSeq lists its product as uncharacterized. Gene Ontology annotation, molecular function: protein binding. Bases 180 to 1694 code for a protein of 504 amino acids. The record is from RefSeq and is a predicted model, not a curated record. The transcript is spliced from 11 exons. Lineage: Eukaryota; Metazoa; Arthropoda; Malacostraca; Decapoda; Penaeidae.